Fopius arisanus is the source of this 3101-nucleotide messenger RNA. It is a transcript of the gene Hen1, whose product is annotated as Hen1 methyltransferase. The coding region runs from base 170 to 2677 and encodes 835 amino acids. Gene Ontology annotation, biological process: piRNA processing; RNA methylation; siRNA processing. Gene Ontology annotation, molecular function: RNA methyltransferase activity; O-methyltransferase activity. NCBI's taxonomy places the organism in Eukaryota, Metazoa, Arthropoda, Insecta, Hymenoptera, Braconidae. The transcript has 2 exons. The record is from RefSeq and is a predicted model, not a curated record. Gene Ontology annotation, cellular component: nucleus; cytoplasm.
GAUUUCAGUCUGUCCUGUGCAAUUUCAAUUACGAUUGGUUGCAAUAUGGCCGCAAAUGUACAAUCGCGCAAAAAUAAUUACGAAAAACCACGAGGGAUUAAGAAAAUUUUUAAAAAUUAAUCGAUAAUAAUUUCCUGGAUCGAAUGAAAAAAUAGUCAGACAUUCUGAAAUGAUAAUUGUUUUUUUUCACGUGCUGUUUCUUCUCGGCAAAUUCAUCUACCGGAAUUAUCGGGAUGAUGAUCCCCCAGGGGAUGAUGCUGAGGAAAACCAUGAGAUCGAGGGCUCGACGAGCGUCGAGGUGAAUCCAUCGGAGAAAAAAAAACGAGUCUCGUCAUACGAUAAUAAUUUUUAUGGGGAAGAGGGUGAUAAAAUCAGAUUCUCACCACCCGCCUACAUUCAGAGAUACCACGCCGUUGCUACACUUCUCCAGAGAGAUGAGUUCGAAGGACAAAUUCGAAAAGUCGUGGAUUUUGGAUGUUCAGAGCUCGGAUUUUUUCAACAUUUAAAAAACACCAGAGGAAUUGAAGAGAUUUUGUGUGUCGACGUCGACAGAGAAACUCUGGAAAGGAAUAAAAGAAAAGUAGAACCCCUCACCUGCGAUUAUUUGAGUACCAGAGACGUUCCAUUGACCGUACAUAUCCUGGAGGGCAGUGUUACGGAUAAUGACGAGUACUUAGAAAAUUGCGAUGCAGUCAUCUGCAUUGAAUUAAUUGAACAUUUGUAUCCAGACACUUGUCUCAAUCUUCCCCUCAAUAUUUUCGGUUUUAUUCAACCGAAAGUCGCAGUGUUCACGACUCCAAACGCGGAUUUCAAUGUUUUAUUCAAAGGAAUGACUGGAUUUCGACAUUGGGAUCACAAAUUCGAAUGGAGUAGAAAAGAAUUUGAGGACUGGGCGAGCAACAUAACGACAAGAUAUCCAAAUUACCGAGUGGAAUUCUCUGGAGUCUGCAGUGGUCCCCCAGGAUCAGAGAAUUUGGGGUGCUGCUCUCAAAUGGCGACAUUCAUUCGUCAAUCAGAGAAACCCCGAAUACCAUGUACCCCAGGUCUUUUCAAGCUGGUAUCAACAGUGAAAUUCCCUUAUCGAAUCGACAAUCGUUCUUCCACUGAGAAGAUCGUGGAAGAGGCCACGUAUUAUCUACGUCAUUAUUCCCUGAACAGCGGGAAGGAGUUAAUGGGUCUGGAGAUGUUGGCAAAAUGGAUAGACAGAUUGUCAGUGAAUACGUUGACGAAUAUUGUGAAGGCGGAGGGCUGGCCGGUGGUGGAUGACGAGGAAAUGGGCCCCUCAGUCCUCUGUCCUCCCUUGUCUGAGUAUUCAGGGUGCUCUGAGGAUGGUGCGGAUCACUGGGGGACCGAAGAACCGUGGCAGCAGGACUGGCUAGGGAAUUGUGAUGCUGAUGAAGAGAAUUGUGAUGAUGAUGAAGAGAAUUGGGAUAAUGAGAGUGAAUCAUUUGCCGCUAGUCACCAAAUAGAAGAUUUUUGUGGUAAUUUUCAGGAAUGUGAUGAAAAAUUGAGGACUCCAGGGAAUUCCAAAGACUCCCGAGAGUACAGGGGAUGUUCUCACGAUUCUGGUGAUUAUUUAAUCGAGUCUCCGGGGAAAAGAGCGCCAGCUGUCGAAUUGGAGUCAUUGAAUGCUGAUGUCACACUCGACAGCAUCUGCAGCAUGUACUUUCAACCCUCUACCUGUGAAAAUAAUCAAAAUUUUCCAAAUAAUGUGACGAAUGAGGAUUUCAAUGAUGAAUUAGUGGGUGAUUGCUCCAGUUGUCUACGAGACUCUUUUCCUGGGAAUAAACCGAAUUUUACUAGCACUCCAGUGCCACUGGAACGUAGGAGAAUCCAAAAGCCCCAGAAAAAUUCCUGUCAAAAAGAAUUCUCACAAUUGUCAGACACUUGCAGCUCAUGCCAACAGGAAAAAAAUGAGGUGAUGAGAAAAUUAAAAGCCAGUAAUUCAAAACGGAGAAAAUCUGUAAACGAGUCAAACCCGUCAAUUGAAACUCCAAAGGGUUUUAGUGAGCAGGAAUUUUUGUUAGAGAAUACGAAAAAACCGAUUUUUAAUGAUAAAUUGGAUUUUUGCAAAGUCAGGGGAAAAAAUGAAUCAGAAAAUUCCGGGAUGACGAGACCGUUAUCUCUCUGUACCUCUGGUGAUCUCCAAAAUACUGGCAAUGGAACCCUGAAGGAUGAUGCGGAUAAAAUGAUGUCAGAGGCGAAAGGCAGUCCUCCGAACAGUUGGUCACCUGAAGUUAUGGACUCUGGAUAUCCAAAUACAUCCUCAGCCCAGGAUAUUACUCCAGAGUGUGAGUUAUCCAGCAUUGGACAGGACAGAAUAUCAGAAUCAGAGUCUCCAAGUCUUGCUGAACCCCCAAGGCCACUAGAGGUUCACGAAGUUGAAAAUGGGGACCUGGCGAACAAUAAUCGCGAUGGAGAGGGCAACAACGUAAUUGCCCUGGGGGAGAACGAGCUUGAUGACCUCCAGCCUCUCAUCAAUGUCCUGGAGAAUGAUUUGGAGAAUGAAAAUGAUAUUUAUGAUUUUCAGAAUGGCUUUCCCUUGUGGCUUUUGAGGAUUCUCGAUGCUGAAGGGGCACUUCAUGCUGUUAAUAUUCACAGGGAUGAGGGAUUCGACAGUUCCGAUGAUGAAGACAGGGAGGAAGUGGAUGAAAAUGAAAAUAUCGAUGAGAUUUGAGUGAGGUUGGAUGGGGUCAGAGGAUGUUUCAAAAUAAUUGAGAGAGUAGGAUGAAUGAAUUAUUACAUUUUGCUAUGAUGUAUUAUAUUUAAUUCUGAGGCUGUGGUCGACUGUGAAGGUGAAAGCAAUAGGAUAAGAUUUGAUUCAAAUAUUGAUGGCACAAAAUGUAUUGUCGAAAUGUUCUUCCAAAAUCUCUUUGAAUCGUACAAACAUAAGUUUUUUUAUUUUCAAUUAUUCAAGGUGAGUUAGUUUUUAAUAUUUGAUGGAUUAUCUUUUGUUCGAGGAAUAUAUUCGAUAUAAAGUGAUAUAACGGGAAAUAAAGUGGAAAUAUUAUGAUUCCACCCAAGACUGAAAUGGCAUAUCUGAUGACUUUGAUGAGAUUAAUACAAUAAAGUUUGGACAAAUAAAGAAUUCCAUAAAAGUA